Acanthaster planci (crown-of-thorns starfish) is the source of this 1686-nucleotide messenger RNA. RefSeq lists its product as uncharacterized. The record is from RefSeq and is a predicted model, not a curated record. NCBI's taxonomy places the organism in Eukaryota, Metazoa, Echinodermata, Asteroidea, Valvatida, Acanthasteridae.
AGAUUUCAACCGAUCUUUUGUAACGAACUACAGGUUCUAAAAGAAGUAGUGGGCAUCCAAGAUGGCGUGGUCAGGCCGUCCACCACCAUGGCCAGUCCCACCACAGCCAGCAUCACUAGAUCAGCCAACGCGAUCAUGUUGGGAGCCUAUAUGAAAGGCUAGAGCUCUCAUACUUGGAGAUUCCCUAACAAAGUACCUCAAAGAAAACAUCACAACUGAAUUAGUUGAUGUGGAGGUAGCAACUCGCCGCGGUGCAACAAUUUCGGGCCUUCGAAAGCAUUUGCUUCAGUGUCGUGACAUGUAUACAACUACGCCUGACAUUGUUGUAAUCCAUGUCGGAACAAACGAUUUAGAGUGGGGUUUCCUGCACAGCAACUUGAAGCAUUUCAGGGAACUCAUCACCACCUUACGCGAGAUCUUUCCAACUGCUAAGCUGGUGUGCAGUUGAAUUCUUCCUCGGCAGGACAGUGAAAGUUUGGAGGCCUCACGUGUGAGCUACAACAUUCACUUGGGGAAUGUUUGUGGGCAGCUUGGUUGUCAUUUUUUUGACAGUGGCGACAAGUUUUAACAUUGGCAUUUUGCCAGAGAUGGCCUUCACUUGAAUUGGGAUGGGAAUUCCCUACUUGGUGCGGUGGUUGAGGGCCAUCUAGAGAGAUAUGCCAGGAUGCUUUCACCAAUUUCUGGAAAAAGCUCCUGCAACGACACAAGACGGUUUGAGCCUCCAGAGCUGCGCAGGUUGGUACGGAGACCAAUGCGGGUGAAGAAGCCCAAGUCAACUCCAGCAGAAACAACCAAAUUGCGUCCCUCAAUGCUUCCUCCUCCCAAGGACAUUGGUUGUGCAAGCCAACCAAGACGAAUGAAGAUGCCGUCUGUUUCGUCGGUAAAGAAGAGGAUGAGGCGGAUCAGCAUUAAUGUCCAGGGUGAGGAUUUCAAGAUAUAUGGGCUAGCUCCAUUCAAGCCGAAAUCUACCCCUGCUGACAAGCCGCACAGUGCAAUGGCACAUAUUGCAUACUCUCAAGUGCAUGGUCCGACACAUCGCUUCAGGGAAUUCGGGAAUGGCGUUUCCUUGCCAAAACCAAAUUCUCCCUAUGUUUCAUCCUGGAGGCAAACCAAGAGGAGACACUCGGUGCAGAAACGUACGAAGAAGAAAAGACGACGGCGAAAGCGCAAGGCCAGAGCUGGAUCAACUUGGCAAAGCAAUGGAUGUCACUUCUCAACUUGAGUCUACAAAACUGUGCCUUGGAGAGAGAGAACUGCAGUCAAGAGACAGGACAGAAGUUGAAAUCACUUGUAGGAGUAGCUGCAAUCCGAGAGGCUGGUAGUUCUGACCCAAAGCUUGCUGUCGAACGGAAAGAAUCUUUGAAACCCAUACAGGUAAACACCGAUAUGCUUUGCAGUUCCCUCUCCCAGAAAUGUUGGGUUCGUAUUUGAACUUUCCAAUAAGCCAUUAAUGAGCAGAGAUUUUAGAGGUUGAGUUUGAAAGGAGAGCCAGUGUCCGCCUUCCCUGUUGAUGAUCAGCAGAUUAGCGAACUGGGGGAAGUCUUUUUCUGAUUAUUGUCAGAAGCUGACAAACUAAGGGCUGAAGAAAACAUAUCACAAAUGGGUAGCAGCACAUUGCAUUGAAAGAACAUACUCCUUCCAGAUCAAAAGGUAUUGUGCAUGAACCCAAUACAUGAACCUGUCUAU